This is a messenger RNA of Hymenoscyphus albidus, 1983 nucleotides long. The record is from the annotation of a GenBank genome assembly. Lineage: Eukaryota; Fungi; Ascomycota; Leotiomycetes; Helotiales; Helotiaceae.
UCAAGGCAAGCUGGUGGAGGCCGAGCAGAUGUACCAGCGGGCGUUGCAAGGCUUUGAGAAGGCCCUUGGACCAGAUCACACAUCGACCCUGAAUACAGUCAACAACUUAGGCACCCUCUACAAAGAUCAAGGCAAGCUGGUGGAGGCCGAGCAGAUGUACCAGCGGGCGUUGCAAGGCAAAGAGAAGGCCCUUGGACCAGAUCACACAUCGACCCUGAAUACAGUCAACAACUUAGGCCUCCUCUACAAAGAUCAAGGCAAGCUGGUGGAGGCCGAGCAGAUGUACCAGCGGGCGUUGCAAGGCAAAGAGAAGGCCCUUGGACCAGAUCACACAUCGACCCUGACUACAGUCAACAACUUAGGCCUCCUCUACAAAGAUCAAGGCAAGCUGGUGGAGGCCGAGCAGAUGUACCAGCGGGCGUUGCAAGGCCGUGAGAAGGCCCUUGGACCAGAUCACACAUCGACCCUGGAUACAGUCAACAACUUAGGCCUCCUCUACAGAAAUCAAGGCAAGCUGGUGGAGGCCGAGCAGAUGUACCAGCGGGCGUUACAAGGCAAAGAGAAGGCCCUUGGACCAGAUCAUAUAAAGUCUGAGACCGUGAAGCAAAAUAUAGCAUCUUUGGAUAGUUCAAGUAGUAAGAAUUUAAGCCCCGUAUUAGCAUUAAUUUUAUUUCAAAUAGCUAAUUGUAACAAUAGGCACAGUCUCUAAAUUGGAUCCAGAGCUCCGAAUUAAGCAAGAUAAAGCAGGAAAAGAGACCGAGAAACGACCUUCUAGAUUUCGAAAGAUAUCCUCUAAGCUUAAGCAAUAAUUUACGUCUUAACAAAAACUCUUUAAGAAGCUAUUCCAUCCAUGAUUGUCACAAUAUCAGAGGGUAAGCAAAGUUUGCUACCUUUGUAAUAAUGCAUUGAUGCCUUUAUGCCGCUAUAUUAUCAAUCCUCUCCUAAAGCCCAGACAUCCUUGCCAACUCACGUCUGCCUAAGAUCGACUACGUCGCUUCUUUGGCUCUUCUUCAUCCCGAGCAUCAGGCAGUCCAGUAGCUAGCCGACUUCGCUUUUGAGGCCGCUUCCUUCCUCCGGUCCCAGCCCCAACUUCGGUCAUGAAGGUAUCCAUCAGUUCCCUGGCUCCACCCAGUUCAGAUCUAGGCAUCCACGUCUCCUUCCAUUCCACCCGAAAGUGCCUCUCACGGCCAAUUAUUUUCUGGCCAACUAUGUUCUGGACAGUUAUCUUCUGGCCAAUAAUUUUGCGGAGUUCCCAUUUAUGAUCGGGAUCUAUGAUUAGAGCUGCUGGCUAAGGUUCUUUAAAGUCGGCAGGACGUCCUUAAGAAAAUGAAAGAGAGUAUAGGACUUCAUAGGGCACGCUUUUCUACGGCCUCGAUGUAACUUAGUACUUCUUAGAAUGCGCAACAGCACUAUCUGACAAUCCGUUACCUAAGCUACUGCCUAACGCUUUAAAGAGGCCCGAUAUGUUAACGCAUUUGCAGAGAUGCCUGGUACAUUGGAUAGUGUUAACCUACGAAAAGAGGCUACUUGUCACAGAAUCAAGUACAAGUUCACUUUAGGGGUUAUCAAACGCACAUGAAAGGGUACGCCUAGUAGAACGGUUUGUAAUUGUGCUUCAAAAAGCGUUGGCAACAAGGCUAUACACUGGGAAAGUGAUUCGGGCAAUCUGUGACAGAGAUUUCCAGAAGUUAUUAGAAAGAAACGCUCGAGGUUUCUAGGAGGUUUUAGUUCUACUAUUUGAGGGUGUCAAGUGUAGGAGGUUUUAGGAGGUAUUGUUACCACUUCAAUGUAGAUGCGAGGGGUGUGACUUUUAAAUCUUUAAUGAGGCAAUAACUCAUAUUCACUCUGUACAUAUAGAACCGUUGUACUUGAAGUCGCAAGAGCUGAUGGUCACGAGCAGCAAUCGACGGAAGAGAGCAAAUGAGAAGACUGGAUAGAAGAUGUUAAAAAGGUUAACGCGAGGGAACCAAAAUCAAAAUAGCA